Messenger RNA from Cuscuta epithymum, 1008 nucleotides. The record is from the annotation of a GenBank genome assembly. Lineage: Eukaryota; Viridiplantae; Streptophyta; Magnoliopsida; Solanales; Convolvulaceae.
CUAUUCUUAAAAUUUUGCUCAAAUUGUUUUCUCGGAAGACCAAAUAAUCAUCACACACGGAUUUGGGAUGUGUGCGUUCUAGCACAAGCUGUUUUGCCUGGCCCGGAUCAAGUUGAUGUUGCCACCAUCUUAUGGACCCAUUUCUACAACGUGGCAACAUCAACAGGACCAAUUGUGAUGGGGGGCCUCAUCACACAUAUAGCCACUUUAUAUGGUUUUGUAGACCACGGCCCCAUCACCUCAAGACAACUUAUUUGCACUGAAUGGCUUGUAACAAAGACCCUAGACUUGGUAUCCUCUCACAAAACACCAACCGGGGCACAAGUCUAUAAUUGGCGCAUCCUCCCACGCACCUCCAUCUACCUCCAAAUACCCUCGGCCGACGUCCCCCUGGAUAUCAUCGAUCACCAAAUCGGGGAUGGUCAUCACUAUUGUCUUCCCGGGGCAAUCCCGGAUCAUUAUGAAGAACCCAUCCAAAAUGAAGAUGAUGAAGAACCACCAAUCAUACCCGAACAACCCCCACUAAUGCCUGAACAACCACAACCUCAAGCUUUUCACUACACACCUUUCGAGCAACAAAUGCUCGAUAACAUGGCCAUGCUCAACAACAACUACACCCAACUUCGGAAUGAAGUUGGAUUAUAUCGUACGGAGCACAGGCAGAGCUUUGAGAGGAUGGAGGAGCAGCGGCAGGCAGACUGGCGUAGAUAUGAGGAAGACCGCCGGAGAGAUGAGGAGGACCUACGGAGGACCUAUGGUCCUAUUUAUUCCUAUAUGGCGCAUCAGGGUGGAUUUGCAUCUAUGACCACUCCCCCUCCCGCACCCUCUUGGUAUGAUCCCACUGCAUGGGGUUAUUUUGGAGGCUCGAGUUCCGGUGGUGGAGGCGAUGAUGGUGGUUAUGGCGGUGAUCACAUGGAUGAGGACAGACACCAUGGUGGCGGUAUGGGCGGGCACUAGGGACAGUGCAAUGACUCAGCUGGGGGGAGACUGUUCUGGAUCCUAAGGGUG